Brettanomyces nanus is the source of this 693-nucleotide messenger RNA. RefSeq lists its product as uncharacterized. Bases 1 to 693 code for a protein of 230 amino acids. Gene Ontology annotation, molecular function: tRNA-specific adenosine-34 deaminase activity. The record is from RefSeq and is a predicted model, not a curated record. Gene Ontology annotation, cellular component: nucleus; cytoplasm. Gene Ontology annotation, biological process: tRNA wobble adenosine to inosine editing. The transcript has a single exon. Lineage: Eukaryota; Fungi; Ascomycota; Pichiomycetes; Pichiales; Pichiaceae.
AUGAAGGAGGCGCUCAAGGUAGCUCAAUCUGCUCUGAGUUCAAAAGAGGUGCCUGUAGGUUGUGUCUAUGUCUAUAAAGGUCAUAUCAUAGGUAGAGGAUUUAACAAAACUAAUCUCACUUUGAACGGUACUCGACACUCCGAAUUUAUAGGCUACGACGAGAUAAGACAGACUUUCAAAGAUAACUUCAGAGAGGUAUUCAAGGAGACAGACCUUUAUGUGACUGUGGAGCCAUGUAUUAUGUGUGCUAGUCUCUUGAGACAACUGGAGAUUAGACGUGUUUUCUUUGGAUGUGCCAAUGAAAGAUUCGGUGGUAACGGAUCGGUCUAUCAAGUCAACACCGAUGUUUGUGAAUUAGCCGAACAGUAUCAUGUGCAUACAGGAAAAACCUAUGUCUCUUAUCCGGGAAUCCUUAGCAGAGAAGCUGUGAUUCUUCUACGGAAUUUCUAUAUUUUGCAUAACGACAAAUCUCCAAUUGCAAACGAUAAAAAACAUAGACGCUUGGAGUUACAGAACUUUCCUAUCUUAAAUUACAGUAAACAUCUUAGCAGGGCCGAAUUUACUGAAAUGUUUGGUGAACAAUACGGUUUCAUAUAUGAUAACAACGACUUAAUGACUUUCAAUGAUAACGGACGUUUGAUCAAUAAAGUCACGGACAAAACUAUGAAUAAAAGGCAAAAAGUGUGCUCAUAA